This is a messenger RNA of Dictyostelium discoideum AX4, 390 nucleotides long. RefSeq lists its product as hypothetical. The record is from RefSeq and is a predicted model, not a curated record. Bases 1 to 390 code for a protein of 129 amino acids. The transcript has a single exon. Lineage: Eukaryota; Evosea; Eumycetozoa; Dictyosteliales; Dictyosteliaceae.
AUGAAUAUUGUUAAAAUUUUAUCUAAAUUACUUAUUACUUUAUUAAUUUUUAAUAUUAUUAAUAUUAAUAAUGGUAUUGUUUCUUCAACAAGUUGUCAACAAAUUUUCGAUGCAUGCGAAAGAAUGUGUGGCAAUAAUUCAAAUUGUUUUACAACUUGCUUAGUAAAUUUAGAUUAUGCACAUUGUACAAUAAAUAAUAAUUUCCAUGAAGAAAAAUCAAAUCAAUUAAAUUCAAAUCCAAAUUUAAAAACCAGUUGCUCACUCAUUUUACAAGUUUGUCGUGAAGAAUGUGGUACUGAUGCUAGUUGUAUUGUUCAAUGUUUAGUAAAUUUAGAUUACCAAGAUUGUACUCUUAAUUUAUCAUCUCAAUUUUUAAGUAAACAAAAUUAA